AUGCCAACUGAGAGUACACUUUACAACACAUAUAUGGCACUACCUGAUCAGCAUGCGGCACAGGACGUGUUUGAUCGCUUGUUUGCGUGUGAAUGCGAUGCAUCGAUGACGGCCGGGGAGCAGCACUGGUACUAUAGCCAUGACCAGACAACAGUUGAUCGGGCUAGUAUGGCGUGCGAGGACAGGGGAACACGACUGAUGACGUUGGACGAAUUUCUAGCAAUCCGGAACAGCAUCCUCGCCGACAACGUGAACUUCAUCGAUCGUUUCAUCUGGGUACUCCACCCUGUCACAGCUGCUCAACUAGCUGUCAAGAUGAGGACGAAUGAACAAAAGACUGGCUUGGUCACUGCUUACAUCAUGUGCAAGUCAUCAACCAAGCUUGAAAAGAAGAGAAGUUGCUGGACAAAUGACACGUUCAGCCUCUUUCACACCCAAAGCCCGCAUGACUAUACGAACUAUUCUCAAGCCGUACAUGUCUGCGAGAGUCCACAGCAGACUAAUUCGAUUAUACCGUUCCCUUUCCUGCACUAUUGCCUGGAUUCUGUGACACGCUGGAUGCCAGCGUACAACUCAUACUGGAUCUUCAAACAAAACGUUAACCGUCCUGCCCGUGCCAACGAUCUGCAAUGGCAUCCCGAAAGAGAAAGACGUCAGAAGAUUUGCUGGAUAAAGCGCCCCCGGAACACUGUGUUGCAUGAAUGUCACAAUCACGACCUCUACUAUGUUAUAAAGCCAGGCGGAAGCAACUAUGUUGACGCCCGCAUUGAAUGCGAACGACGAUAUAUGAAACUUCCACUGAGAGAAACUAGGGGGUGUCUGUCGCUGUUUGUCAAGAAACUUGGUGUAUUUCCAGCUUGGAUUUCUGGCGUGGACAAUGGUCAGGCAAGGACUAGUGAUGGUCCCAGUCCAACUAGCCAUCUAAAGUCCAUCGUCUGCGCUAAAGAUCGCACUUGGAGUGAUGUGAAACACGAAUGUCGUAAUUAUUAUGACCUGUUCUAUAUCAGGCAAGAGAGCAUAGGGCACACAUUUCAAGAAGCCAAACUAAUGUGUCAUGGACGGGGUAUGUCACUUCCGUUAACAGCCACGCACGACUGUGUUUUCUGGUUUGUCACGAAACUUGGCGUGAAUCAAGCUUGGAUGUUGGAUACGGACAGCGGUCAGGCAAGAAUUAGUGGGAGAUCCGAUCAAACCCAUCAUCGAACUCAUCAGACCGUCAUCUGUGCAAAACGUGAGAGCAGCGACUAG
Molecule: messenger RNA, 1248 nt
Organism: Sycon ciliatum
Lineage: Eukaryota; Metazoa; Porifera; Calcarea; Leucosolenida; Sycettidae
Exons: 5
Coding region: 1-1248 (415 amino acids)
Source: RefSeq, a predicted model, not a curated record